Coffea eugenioides is the source of this 1965-nucleotide messenger RNA. RefSeq names its product splicing factor U2AF-associated protein 2. Gene Ontology annotation, biological process: mRNA splicing, via spliceosome. Gene Ontology annotation, molecular function: RNA binding. The transcript is spliced from 14 exons. Gene Ontology annotation, cellular component: U2 snRNP; U2-type spliceosomal complex. The coding region runs from base 199 to 1632 and encodes 477 amino acids. Lineage: Eukaryota; Viridiplantae; Streptophyta; Magnoliopsida; Gentianales; Rubiaceae. The record is from RefSeq and is a predicted model, not a curated record.
UACAUGCAUACUUCUUGAUGCUUCGUGCCGGGGCACUUAAUUGACACCCGACCCGCAUAAGACCCGUUUCAAGAACUGAGCUAUCAGGCCACCGCCGUUUGUGUAGUCCUAUGAAUUGAGCAGGAAAGACUACGGUAGAUUGCAGAAAGGAAAACAUUUUCGCCCGUUGAGGUAAAAGGAAGAGAACCCACAGGCCCUAUGGAUUCAUCGCGUCCAGAUGGAGAAAACAAUGGCCUCACCAGCCUCGCAACCUCUGCUACUGAUGUGGCUUGGUUUGUUCUUGGCCCCGACCAACAACCCAUAGGCCCUUAUAGUUCUUCUGAAUUGCGAGAGCAUUACUCCAGCGGGUAUCUUUCAGACGCUACGCUUGUGUGGUUCCAAGGGGCAACAAACUGGCAGCCAGUGUCCUCCGUCCCUGGAUUGUUGACUGAUCUACCUGUGCAAAAUGCUCAAAUUCAGUUGGCUGUACCCAAGACAUCCAAUGAGGAGGAUGAGUUUGAAAAAUGGCAAAGGGAGGUGCGAGAGGCUGAAGCAGAAGCAGAGAAAGCAGUAACUAUCGAGCCUGAAAAGCCUUCAACACCACCAGAGGGUGAGGAGGAAUUUACUGAUGAUGAUGGCACUUUGUACAAGUGGGAUAGGACGCUUAGAGCUUGGGUCCCUCAGGAAGACAAUUCUGAAAAUACUGCCAAUUAUGGUGUAGAUGAUAUGAUUUUUGUUAAAGAAGAGGAAGUUUUCCCAACUAUUAAAGCUGAUGAUUUCCCUGUAGAGGAAGAAAUCGAGGGUACCAGUGAUACUGUGGAAGCAAACCCUAAUGGCAAGAGAAAGUUGCCUGAGAAAACCGCUGAGAAAAAGGAAGCAAAUAAGCCUCCUGACAGUUGGUUUGAGUUGAAAGUUAAUACACAUGUUUACGUAACUGGGUUGCCAGAUGAUGUUACUGUUGAUGAGGUUGUAGAAGUAUUCUCGAAAUGUGGAAUCAUAAAGGAGGAUCCUGAAAUGAAGAAGCCUCGUGUAAAGAUCUAUGUUGACAAAGAAAGUGGUAGGCAAAAGGGGGAUGCACUCGUGACCUUUUUAAAGGAGCCUUCGGUAGAUCUGGCAAUCCAAAUUUUGGAUGGUACACCUUUCCGGGCUGGUGGCAAAAUUCCUAUGUCUGUUACAAAAGCUAAGUUCGAGCAGAAAGGGGAGACAUUCUUACCGAAGAAAGCGGAUAAGAGAAAGAAGAAAAAGCUACAGCACCUUGAACAGAAAAUGCUUGGCUGGGGUGGUCUAGAUGAUGCCAAGUUGUUGAUUCCAGCUACAGUAAUUCUGCGGUAUAUGUUCACCCCCGAUGAAAUCAGGGCUGAUGAGAACUUACGUUCUGAAUUGGAGGAAGAUGUUAGAGAUGAGUGUACAAAGCUUGGUCCGUUGGAGUCAGUAAAGGUGUGUGAGAAUCACCCUCAGGGUGUUAUUUUAGUCAAAUUUAAGGACAGAAAGGAUGCUCUGAAGUGCAUUGAGUUGAUGAAUGGACGAUGGUUUGGUAAGAGACAGAUACAUGCUAGUGAGGAUGAUGGAUCUGUUAACCAUGCUUUGGUACGGGAUUUGGAAGCAGAAGCUGAUAGGUUGGAGCAGUUUGGAGCUGAACUAGAAACUGAUUGAGGUGUCUUUUAUUCUCGUGUACUGCCUCAACGCAACAGUGAUUAACCUCUUUGUAGAAUCCAGAAAAAGGAGCUUGUACAUGAUCAUGACGAACUUCUUCUAGUGCAAACAAGUAGAAACUAAUGCUGGUUUUUAUCCUUGUAUCAAUGCUACAGAGUGGUUUUGCAGGCAGUGACUGUCUUGCACAUUCAUUACGGUUUCUUUGUAUGUUGAGAAAAGGUUUUCUGAUAUUUGUCGAGAAACUGGGAAUCUGAUGUCCUGUUUUCCACUCGGACUACAAGGAUAGUUACUGUUGAUAUUGAGAGAUAUAUUUAUGGCUUAUUCUCUUGACUC